GUGCAAAGAGGAAGUUUCAGUUAAAAUGAUUAAAAAUAAAUCCCUCCCACCGCUGUCGUGUCGUUCUGCGGCUUUGGUAGCACACCCAGGUUGCACAGGUGUGUCAGGAGCAGCAGGUGAAAUCCUUAUCAGGCGGGAGCUACUUCCAUGUGGGCUUCCUGCUGUGGGUUGCUGAAUGAAGUCAUGGGCACGGGAGCAGUGCGUGGCCAGCAGGCUGGCUUUGGGGGAGGAGCUGGCCCCUUCAGGUUCACACCAAGCACAGGCUUCUCAGCAUAUCCAGCUCCUGCUGCAGCCAGCACCAACAUCGUCUGCAAGGCCUGUGGACUUUCCUUCUCAGUUUUCAGGAAAAAACAUGUGUGUUGUGACUGCAAAAAGGAUUUUUGCUCAGUUUGUUCAGUCCUACAAGAGAAUCUCAGAAGAUGUUCCACUUGUCACUUGCUGCAAGAAACGGCCUUCCAGCGCCCUCAGCUAAUGAGAUUGAAAGUGAAGGAUCUGCGCCAGUACCUGAUCCUCAGGAACAUCCCCACGGACACCUGCAGGGAGAAGGAAGACCUGGUGGACCUGGUGCUGUGCCACCAUGGCUUGGGGACAGAGCAGGACAUGGACGCUGGCAGCUUGCGCUCGUCACGGUCACAGAGCUCGGCCUUUUUCACCCAUCCCUUUUCCACCUCUGUAUCCAUGUCAAACCCAGGAGAACUUGCCAGCAGAAGGGGGAGCACGGGAAGUGGAACACCUUCUCGGGGACAAACUGAAACAUCUGUAAAUAAUGAAGAAGAAGAAAGUGCAGAAGAGCAGACCCCGGGGCUGGGCAGGAAGAGAGCCAGGGCCUCCCUGUCCGACAUCUCCAGGCUGGAGGACAUCGAAGGGAUGAGCGUUCGGCAGCUGAAGGAAAUCCUCGCCUGCAAUUUUGUCAACUACUCAGGAUGCUGUGAAAAAUGGGAACUUGUGGAAAAAGUGAGCAGACUAUACAGAGAGAGUGAGGAGAACCACAAGACACAGGGGGAGAGGAUGCAGCUGAACGAGGACGACGACAGCCUGUGCCGGAUCUGCAUGGACGCCGUGAUCGACUGCGUGCUGCUGGAGUGCGGCCACAUGGUCACCUGCACCAAGUGCGGCAAGAGGAUGAGCGAGUGCCCCAUCUGCCGACAGUACGUCGUGCGGGCCGUGCACGUCUUCAAAUCCUAACCCAGCCCUGCCCCAGUGCCCCGGGCAGGAUUCCUGGGGGCAGGAUUCCUGUGGGCAGGAGUGCUGGGCCUUGGGGCAGCUUUGUCGUUUUGGUUAAACUCGGCCUUUUCAACAUCAUGAUGUAGAAGUUGGUGAAAGGUUUUUCAAUCAGCUCCUGCAGCGCAGGGCUGGGCAGGCCCAGGUGCUGCCCCACUGACCUUACAGCCCCACAGAUUGUUGGAGUCAAACUGUUUACAGCAGUUCUUGCUCUCUUCUGAAGAAUCUCACCUGUCCUUACGCAUUCAGCACUCGGCAAGUGGUCAAUAAACACCUCUGCUUGAGCCUGUUA
Messenger RNA from Haemorhous mexicanus (house finch), 1513 nucleotides. It is a transcript of the gene RNF34, whose product is annotated as ring finger protein 34. The transcript is spliced from 6 exons. Lineage: Eukaryota; Metazoa; Chordata; Aves; Passeriformes; Fringillidae. Gene Ontology annotation, molecular function: ubiquitin protein ligase activity. Gene Ontology annotation, biological process: proteasome-mediated ubiquitin-dependent protein catabolic process; protein K48-linked ubiquitination; negative regulation of extrinsic apoptotic signaling pathway via death domain receptors. Gene Ontology annotation, cellular component: plasma membrane; cytoplasm. Bases 148 to 1185 code for a protein of 345 amino acids. The record is from RefSeq and is a predicted model, not a curated record.